AGUCAGUAAAUGAAAGUGAAAGUAUGAAAGAGAAACUAGGGUGAGUUGUUUGUGCUGAAGCAGCUGGCAGAAACUGACGUCCACCUCUUCCUUUUCUACUUUUUCUUCAAGAAAAACACAACUGCAAACCCAGAAAAGAGAAGAAAGGCUGUUUUUCUUCGUAAGGGAAGAGCAAUCUUUCUCUUCUGCUGCCUUCCUCUCCCCCUCAGCACAAUGCCGGACACUCAGCUGUGUUUGGAGGCCCUGUCGGUUCUCUCCGGCUGCAACGUCGAGGCCACCAGCGGACCCUCCCUGCUCACCCCGCAGGACUUUGUCAACAUCGUGGCCCUCAAGCAGUUUUACAAGCAGGAGGGGUUUGAACAGCUGGAGUACCCCAGUUUAGGGACUUUAUCCCUGCAGGAUCUGGACGAUAAGGACAUGUAUAGCUCCCCACUGGCGCUGACUGAAGGCCCUGGGCCGGAAGAGAGUCUUGGACCCACUGUUAAGAUCAACCCCGAGGACUUCUUCCACCCUCAGUACAACUACGACUUCACCAACAUAAAGGAUGGCGACACCAAGUUCAUGCGUGGUAAUGAGCUGUACAUUCGUCCCUGCGGGUGGAACCGGGCCGCCCUGCGUGUCGUCCAGAAGUAUGAUGACGGAGACUCCUGGCUCGGUACCGGGAAAGACUCCUGGCCUGUCUCCUACAAUGGACACAACAUGGACGGCUCCCUCGGCAUCAUCCUGACCCGUGGCGGGAACCCCGCCGAUGAGCCCGGGUUCCUGGAAGCCGCUGCCAACUCUCUGCUCACUGAGGAGACGAAGGGCAGAGGGGUGUACUCCACGCCAGACAUCAAGACGGCGGAGAAGUAUUGCAAGAAGUUCAAGUCCAAAGUGGACGGGAAGACAUACAAAGUGGUUCUCCAGAACCGCAUCAACCCAAAGAAGAGAGUGAAGUGCCAGAGAGAAGACAUCUGGUUGGUCUACGUCCCUGAAGGCUCAAACGAUGUCAAGACGAGGGCCAUCGUGCAGGAGUCCGUCCGCCCGUACGGGCUGCUUGUGAAAAAGGUGUGAUGUGUCUUCAGAGUUAUCAGAGGCAGAUAAAUUCUUCAUUAUCAACAAAAAAACCUCACAAAAAAUGUUUCACACUCCAGUGAGAUCAAGUUAAUGCUACUAAAAGCAGUGUUUCAUUGAGCCAUGUAUGAUUGUUGAUGUAUGAAUAACCAACAACACAGUAUGGCCUUUUUCUUACAUGUUAUCAAAAAUAAUGCUGAGUUCUUCCCAUAAAAUGGCGACCGUAUCCUACUUUACUGUCUCACUGUACUGGGGACUUUAAGCUGACCAUCAGCUGCUUUAUUCUGACCCCUCUAGAAAUCAGUUUAACUGUAAUGAAUUUAACUUCUAGAAAAAAGUAAGAAAAUGAACAUGCUUUUGUGGUUUCAACUGUACAUUGUACACACUGAACAGCAGCAGUGGUCAAACUCGGUUUAGCUCUCCAUAUGAUGUGUUCAAAUGUAAGAAAAGACUAGAGUUGUUCUGAUACUAGCGUCAGAAAUUCCUCCAAUACCGCCCAAAAUGUACACCAAUCCACUUCCAUUUAUUUUAUUUAAAGGUUUUAACCUGAGCCAGCCCAUACAACAAUGAUGGAAAUCAUACAGGCUUAGUAGUAUAAACUUUAAAAUAAAAAAAUAUAUAUCGGAUCAGUACUCGGUAACAUCUCUAGAAAAGACUGCAGGAAAGAGAAAGCAAGAUGCAAUCCUCAAACAGGUCUAAGGCCCUUUGCAUCUGAAGUUGAUUCAUGCUGCCAUCUAGUGGAAUAUAAUGUGAUGAGCAAUCUUGUGUCAAAGUAGUGACAUUGGAUUAUUCUAGUUCUCAUUUAACAGUUAUGGUUUUUUUUCUUCCUUGUUGGUUUUAUUAUUCUAGUCCGCACAAAGGAGGAGUUCUGGAGGAAAAGUUUAACUCUGGGCUUCAGUGAAUGGUGUGAUUUAAUGUGAUUUGACCACUUUGGGAAAUUGUUGUUAUGACGUUUGAUUUUCAUAGCUUCAUUGCUUUUUCUGUCACUUUAAAGAAUAUGUCUGUGUCUCAUGAAGUUUAUUCCUUAGGUUCCAUUUUUGUCAUCCAUUUUAAUAGAACUGCAGAAACAUGUUUUACACCACUGACAAAAUUCCUGUUUUCCUUGAAUCUCUGUGGGAGGUCAAUGGCCUAAUUUUUAUGAAAUAAACAGUGUACAGAU
Dicentrarchus labrax (European seabass) is the source of this 2212-nucleotide messenger RNA. RefSeq lists its product as uncharacterized. The transcript is spliced from 2 exons. The coding region runs from base 214 to 1053 and encodes 279 amino acids. NCBI's taxonomy places the organism in Eukaryota, Metazoa, Chordata, Actinopteri, Moronidae. The record is from RefSeq and is a predicted model, not a curated record.